AUGUCUUCUCCUCCUGCAUGGUGGGUGGCUGCUGACGUUGUGUGCCUUUCUUGCGUGGAUGCCGUCUCGUGGUGUGUGAAAUGUGCGGCUGGGCCUGCUGCCCUCUCGUCAUGUUGUCUGCCCUCUCUCUCGCUGUAUCCUCGGUGCUUCGUCUCUCUCCCUCUUGUUCCAUUCUUUUUCAUCUGCCUCACGGAUCAGCUGACUGGCUCCAGCGACUCCACUACGGGUGACGAUGACUGCGAUGGUGGCGAUGGUGACGGUGCGGCGGCGUGUUGUUCCUUACACUCUCGUGCUGCUUGUCUGUGUGCGUGA
Trypanosoma cruzi is the source of this 312-nucleotide messenger RNA. RefSeq lists its product as uncharacterized. The transcript has a single exon. The record is from RefSeq and is a predicted model, not a curated record. Bases 1 to 312 code for a protein of 103 amino acids. Lineage: Eukaryota; Euglenozoa; Kinetoplastea; Trypanosomatida; Trypanosomatidae.